AUGACCUGUCCAUUCCGCCGCGCGUCCUCACAACAUCAAUUCGCCAAUGGCAGCGGUUCCAGUGGCAAAAAGUCUGAAUUCCGCUCUAGGCAGUCCUCAGUACAUCUCCCGGGACCUGAAGAGGAUGAUGGGGACCGGAAUACGUUGACAUUGAAGAAUUUAAGUGAAGCCCUACAACUGCUUACCGCACCUUCAAAUGAAUAUCUUCACGCAGCAGUAUCAGCGUUGACUAAAAACCAAGCAGAGCAUUACGACAAAUACAGCUGUUUACGUAGAUUACCAGACGAAGUGAAGACUUGUAGAAAUUAUGCGUAUUUACAAGAGAUAUAUGAUGCUGUGAGGGCUACAGACAGUGUUAGCACUAAGGAUUUUAUGGCAAAAUUAGGGGAAUAUUUAAUUUUAACGGCUUUCUCACACAACUGUCGACUUGAAAGAGCUUUUAAAUGUUUAGGCACCAAUUUGACUGAAUUUUUGACUACAUUAGACAGCGUUCAUGACGUAUUACAUGAUCAGGACGAUGUUCUCAAAGACGAAGCAAUGGAAUACGAGGCAAACUUCGUUUGUACGACAUCACAAGAUGGGAAAAUUCAGUUACACCUUACAACAGAGAGCGAGCCUGUAGCUUACCUUCUAGUGGGUAGUUUGAAGGCAAUUGCGAAGUUGUUAUACGAUACACAGACGGAUAUAAGACUGACAAGUUAUACCAACGACCCUAGGAGAUUUAAGUACGAAAUAAAUGUAAUAUCACUACAACAUAAAUCCAAAGAGGACAACAACGAACAGGCGGGGACGACACCUAUUGCAACAUCAACGAAAGUUACAGAUUUAAGAAUUGGAGUUGCCAGCUUUUGCAAAGCGUUUCCUUGGCAUUUUGUCACGGACAGAAGAUUGGAGUUGGUGCAACUAGGUGCUGGAUUCAUGCGACUUGUUGGCGCUCAUCUAGCGUCUCAUGGCUCAUCGCUUGGCACGUACUUCCGACUACUGCGUCCACGAGGAGUUAGUCUCGACUUUCGCGAGAUCUUGAAGAGAGUCAACACACCUUUCAUGUUCUGCUUGAAGGUUCCUGGAUCGGCGUCACCGGCUGAGGGUUUGGAGAUCAAAGGCCAGAUGGUGUUCUGCUCAGAGUCUGACUCCCUAUUGUUCGUCGGGUCUCCUUUCCUCGAUGGACUUGAAGGUCUCACUGGGAGAGGGCUAUUCAUAUCUGACAUUCCUCUUCAUGACGCGACAAGAGAUGUCAUCUUGGUCGGUGAACAAGCCAGAGCUCAGGAUGGUCUCCGAAGACGCAUGGACAAACUAAAGAACUCAAUAGAAGAAGCGAGCAAAGCCGUUGACAAAGAGCGGCAGAAGAACGUUAGCUUGCUCCACUUAAUAUUCCCUCCUCACAUCGCCAAGAGGCUGUGGUUAGGUGAGAAGAUCGAAGCGAAAAGCCACGAUGACGUAACGAUGUUAUUCAGUGAUAUCGUUGGGUUCACAUCCAUAUGCGCUACCGCCACGCCAAUGAUGGUCAUCGCUAUGCUUGAAGACCUAUACAGUGUCUUCGAUAUUUUCUGCGAGGAGCUUGAUGUUUACAAGGUGGAGACAAUUGGCGAUGCAUACUGUGUAGCAAGUGGGUUACAUCGCAAAAUUGAUACUCACGCACCGCAAAUUGCAUGGAUGGCCUUGCGCAUGGUCGAAACCUGUGCGCAACAUCUCACACACGAGGGGAAUCCCAUAAAGAUGCGCAUUGGCCUACAUACGGGUACCGUACUCGCCGGUGUCGUCGGUAAAACGAUGCUGAAGUACUGUCUGUUUGGACAUAAUGUUACGCUCGCUAACAAGUUUGAGUCUGGAUCUGAACCAUUGAAGAUCAACGUCAGUCCUACUACAUACGAGUAA
This is a messenger RNA of Arctia plantaginis, 1875 nucleotides long. The record is from the annotation of a GenBank genome assembly. Lineage: Eukaryota; Metazoa; Arthropoda; Insecta; Lepidoptera; Erebidae.